GGGGCUGGAACCCCUUCUCCGCCCGCUCUACUACUCCUGACCUCCUUUCUGUCGCCCACACUUCCGCCCAGCACCCCUGUUCUCUGACCCCGGUUACUACACCACAUGGCCUCCCGUGACCCCCAGUUAUUUUCUCAGCCCAUCCCCCUUUCCAGGCCCCACAUUACUACCUCUGCUUCUCCCUUUCCUUGGUCCCACUUUGUUGCCCAGAUAGUCUGAUAAGACCCCCCUUCUUAAUUCAACUCAAAUAUCCUCAUUUGGCCUUUUAGAAGAAACCAAGCUCCAUUCACGGAUCAUACCCUUCACGAUUUCUUAAUUACUUCUCUCCAUUACUCCCAGCCAGCACCCUCCCCUUCCCACGCUGGUCUCCUCAUGGGCUUUGAUCCUGAGCCAUUACUCCCUGUCCUUCAGGGAUCCUGUACCUGUCCCCGCCCCCUCCUCUAGGACCACCCCUGUCCCCAUCCUGCCUGUGGGCCACGCCCUGAACUCCCAGUCUCCGGCCUGAGUCUGCCUUUUCUUCCCCACCAUUUGUGUCCUCCCCCUCACCCCUCAGGUUGCCAGAUCAUACACCCGCCCUGGGAAGGGGGCAUCAGGUACCGGGGCCUGACUCGGGACCAGGUGAAGGCCAUCAACUUCCUGCCUGUGGACUAUGAGAUUGACUUAAUACUGCUUGCAAGUCAGCACUUUAAAUCCAGUGCAAGUAAAUUUACAAAUACAUGUACUGAAGACUACUAUGUGAGAGGUUUUCUGAGAGCAGUUGGAGGUAGUAAAGCAGGAAGCCAGCACGGUUCAUUUCAUCGUCCCUUCAUUAGUCCGAAUCUGCUCCAAGUCUUAUUUGACCCUGGAAAAUGGGAAGGUUUUCCUGAAGGGUGGGGACCUUCCAGCUCUGGAUGGAGCCUGGGUGGAUUUCCGGUGUGAUCCCGACUUCCAUCUGGUCGGCAGCUCCCGGAGCAUCUGUAGUCAGGGCCAGUGGAGCACCUCCAAGCCCCACUGCCAGGUGAACCGAACGCCACAUUCAGAACGGCGCGCAGUGUACAUCGGGGCGCUGUUUCCCAUGAGCGGGGGCUGGCCGGGGGGCCAGGCCUGCCAGCCCGCGGUGGAGAUGGCGCUGGAGGACGUGAAUAGCCGCAGGGACAUCCUGCCGGACUAUGAGCUCAAGCUCAUCCACCACGACAGCAAGUGUGACCCUGGCCAAGCCACCAAGUACCUUUACGAGCUGCUCUACAACGACCCUAUCAAGAUCAUCCUCAUGCCUGGCUGCAGCUCCGUCUCCACGCUCGUGGCCGAGGCUGCCAGGAUGUGGAACCUCAUUGUGCUUUCCUAUGGCUCCAGCUCGCCAGCCUUGUCAAACCGGCAGCGUUUUCCCACAUUCUUCCGAACGCAUCCAUCGGCCACGCUCCACAACCCUACUCGUGUGAAACUCUUUGAAAAGUGGGGCUGGAAGAAGAUUGCCACCAUCCAGCAGACCACUGAGGUCUUCACUUCGACUCUGGACGACCUGGAGGAACGAGUGAAGGAGGCUGGAAUCGAGAUUACGUUCCGUCAGAGUUUCUUCUCAGAUCCAGCUGUGCCUGUCAAAAACCUCAAGCGCCAGGAUGCUCGGAUCAUCGUGGGACUCUUCUACGAGACUGAAGCCCGGAAAGUUUUUUGUGAGGUGUAUAAGGAGCGUCUCUUUGGGAAGAAGUACGUCUGGUUCCUCAUUGGGUGGUAUGCAGACAACUGGUUCAAGACCUAUGACCCAUCCAUCAACUGCACGGUGGAUGAGAUGACGGAGGCGGUGGAGGGCCACAUCACCACUGAGAUUGUCAUGCUGAACCCCGCCAAUACCCGCAGCAUUUCCAACAUGACAUCCCAGGAGUUCGUAGAGAAGCUAACCAAACGACUCAAAAGACAUCCUGAAGAGACUGGAGGCUUCCAGGAGGCGCCACUGGCCUAUGACGCCAUCUGGGCCUUGGCAUUGGCUCUGAACAAGACCUCUGGAGGGGGUGGCCAUUCGGGUGUGCGCCUGGAGGACUUCAACUACAACAACCAGACCAUCACUGACCAGAUCUACCGGGCGAUGAACUCCUCAUCCUUCGAGGGCGUCUCUGGCCAUGUGGUGUUUGAUGCCAGUGGCUCUCGGAUGGCAUGGACACUUAUCGAGCAGCUACAGGGUGGCAGCUACAAGAAGAUUGGCUACUAUGACAGCACCAAAGAUGAUCUUUCCUGGUCCAAAACGGAUAAAUGGAUUGGAGGGUCCCCCCCAGCUGACCAGACCCUGGUCAUCAAGACAUUCCGCUUCCUGUCACAGAAACUCUUUAUUUCUGUCUCGGUUCUCUCCAGCCUGGGCAUUGUCCUCGCUGUUGUCUGUCUGUCGUUUAAUAUCUACAACUCCCAUGUUCGUUAUAUCCAGAACUCACAGCCCAAUCUGAACAAUCUGACUGCCGUGGGCUGCUCGCUGGCGUUAGCUGCUGUCUUCCCCCUGGGGCUGGAUGGCUAUCACAUCGGGAGGAGCCAGUUCCCCUUCGUCUGCCAGGCGCGCCUCUGGCUCUUAGGCCUAGGCUUUAGUCUGGGUUAUGGCUCCAUGUUCACCAAGAUCUGGUGGGUGCACACGGUCUUCACAAAGAAGGAAGAAAAGAAGGAGUGGAGGAAGACCUUGGAGCCCUGGAAGCUGUAUGCCACAGUGGGCCUACUGGUGGGCAUGGACAUCCUCACUCUUGCCAUCUGGCAGAUUGUGGAUCCCCUGCACCGGACAAUCGAGACUUUCGCCAAGGAAGAACCAAAGGAAGAUAUUGAUGUCUCUAUUCUGCCCCAGCUAGAGCACUGCAGUUCCAAGAAGAUGAACACAUGGCUUGGUAUUUUCUAUGGUUACAAGGGGCUGCUGCUGUUGCUGGGAAUCUUUCUUGCUUAUGAGACUAAGAGUGUGUCCACUGAGAAGAUCAACGACCACCGGGCUGUCGGCAUGGCUAUCUACAACGUUGCAGUCCUGUGCCUCAUCACUGCCCCUGUCACCAUGAUUCUGUCCAGCCAGCAGGAUGCGGCCUUCGCCUUCGCCUCUCUUGCUAUCGUUUUCUCCUCCUAUAUUACUCUGGUUGUGCUCUUUGUGCCCAAGAUGCGCAGGCUGAUCACCCGAGGGGAGUGGCAGUCUGAGGCACAGGACACCAUGAAGACAGGCUCAUCAACCAACAACAACGAGGAGGAGAAGUCCCGGCUGUUGGAGAAGGAGAACCGUGAGCUGGAAAAGAUCAUUGCUGAGAAAGAGGAGCGUGUUUCUGAACUGCGUCAUCAACUCCAGUCUCGGCAGCAGCUGCGCUCCCGGCGCCACCCCCCAACACCCCCAGACCCCUCUGGGAGUCUGCCCAGGGGGCCCCCUGAGCCCCCUGACCGGCUUAGCUGUGAUGGCAGUCGAGUCCAUUUGCUUUACAAGUGACGGGGUCGUAAGGCACGAGAAGCUAGUAGCGGGAGGGAAAGGGUGAGGGAGAGGGCGGGAGACUUGGGAGGAAUCAGGGGUCCAUAUCUUCAGUUGGGAAGAACAUGUCAUCCAUUCCCAUCUCUUGUAAAUACAUGUUCCUCUGAGUCCUGGGGUUCUCUGAGUCUCCAGUACUCUGGAAGACAGGCAUUUUUCUCUCUUUUUCAUUCAUAUAAUUUUGUAUCACUGAUUCAUAAUUCAGUUUGCACCUUGCUUGAAGCUGCUCACUCGUUGCUUCCUGGGCAGCCUCACUGCGUCUUUCUCUUCCCUACAGCCCACCUUUGUCUAGUUACCAUGGCAACCCCCUGCAGCUCCUUGCCUUUGUGCUCUGCUCCCAUCCAGCAGGGGUCUCCCCACAAGUGCUCUUCCUUCCUAGCAGGGACCUCUCCAUUUCUCUCACCAUCAUAAUCUCUCCCAUCUACUUGCCUCUCCACACAGCCCCGUAUUUGGUCCCCCUUGAGCCUUGCCUCUUCCGGGGACUCGUUCACAUGCUCUGCGCGCUCGUGCUUCCCACACACGUGCAUCCUCCCCUCUCCUGUUGGUACCCACUGGACACGGUCAUGUGCACUUGUGCUUUCUCCAUGCUGCAGCUGCCCGUGCUCGCUGGCAUGCUGGCCCUCACAAGCUACGUGUGCUCCUCGUCAGGGCUACGUGCCCUGGUUUGGUAGGCGUGUGUAUGCAGCAUGCUGAGUCAUGUCUUCUCUGCUUGCACGCAUCCGUGUUUCUCCAUGCAUUUUCCUGUGUACCUUCUCUUUGCACCUGAAAAUCAUCGUAUCCUUCCAGAGCCACGCUCACCCACCCAUAGUAUUAUGCACUUUUCCCCAACUCACGUUUGGUGGGGCCGUCCACACCCUCUCAUCACAUCGGUUCCUGCCCACACUUCCCUUUCUCUUUUUGCAUUCAUGCACCACUCUCAGCUGUACUCGCAAUCAUCUUCUCCCGAGAUCUCUCCCUUUUGUUUUAUAUUUUUUUGGGGGAACUAAGGGAAAAGAAAUGGAGGCAGAUUAGAAAAGCUGCUUCCAGUGAAUAGUUGGUGAGGAUCUUUACCAAAGGAAGGCACCCCUGACUGUUGGGAUGGACAGACGGACCUAUGGGGCGGGAGGUGGCGUCCCUUUCACACUGUGGUGUCUCUUGGGGAAGCAUCUCCCCGAAUCUGAAUAAACCAGUGAACAGUGUGGCUCA
Molecule: messenger RNA, 4630 nt
Organism: Tupaia belangeri chinensis (Chinese tree shrew)
Lineage: Eukaryota; Metazoa; Chordata; Mammalia; Scandentia; Tupaiidae
Gene: GABBR1
Product: gamma-aminobutyric acid type B receptor subunit 1
Exons: 22
Coding region: 1055-3409 (784 amino acids)
Biological process (GO): G protein-coupled receptor signaling pathway; gamma-aminobutyric acid signaling pathway
Cellular component (GO): G protein-coupled receptor heterodimeric complex; membrane
Molecular function (GO): G protein-coupled GABA receptor activity
Source: RefSeq, a predicted model, not a curated record